Molecule: messenger RNA, 2616 nt
Organism: Mytilinidion resinicola
Lineage: Eukaryota; Fungi; Ascomycota; Dothideomycetes; Mytilinidiales; Mytilinidiaceae
Exons: 5
Coding region: 1-2616 (871 amino acids)
Source: RefSeq, a predicted model, not a curated record
AUGGCUCUCUCAUUGGAUCUCCACCUGGUUAGUGCUCAAUACCCUCCCCCGGAAGAUGUCGAUAGCCAAGCAGCCCUUCGGUUGCUGGGCGAAACGAUCCACCCCCUGAACAGCAUUCCCAUCAUCUUCAUCGCCGAUAUCAACGGUCUUGCGGUGGGUGGCGGAAACGAAUUCGCUGUGAACAUGGACAUGCGCUUUGCUGGUCCCGAUGCGCGUUCCGGCAUCCCAGAGGUAGCUGGCGGCGUUGUCCACGGUGGCGGUCUGCACAGGUUGGCGCAGCUUAUAGGGCCGGCGCGGGCACUGGAAUGGAAUCUUUCUGCGCGAGCCAUCGACAGUAAAGAAGCAUCGAGAAUUGGCUGGGUUAAUUCCGCGUUUGAGAGUAGGGAGCUGUUGAGAGAAUAUAUGGAUGACUUUGCGGAGAGGGUUCCCAAGCUCCCGCGAGGCGGGAUAGAAGCCACGAAGAAGGGAAUUCAGGAGACUCUCGCUGGGGUCGGAGGCAUGGAAAAACGAUAUGAAGAGGCUCGUUCAGUUGGCACAUACUCAGGAGGCACAGGUAUUUAUUAUUGCACCGGCGAUACCACAUUUCGCACAACUGUCAUUACUCGCUUCUCGGUUACCCUUGCAGCUGUUGUCAUCAAAACUGCCGGUGUCCUAUUGGACGAAACUAGGACAAUAUCAUUGGUUGGCCGCCAGAUACGAGUUCUACGCAUCGAACCUGCGAAAACGCUGUCCAGUGACAUUGAAUGUUCACUCUUCACAGUCUCCCUUGACAACAAUCCUACCUACAAUGCCCUAUCCUAUCUUUGGGGUGCUCCCGACAUCACCAAGCCAUUAACCGUGAAUGGAGUUGAGAUACAGGUCACUGUGAAUCUCCAUGCGGCUUUGAGGAGAAUUCGAAAGAAGAAGAAGAGAGUCGUCUUCUGGAUCGACGCCGUAUGCAUCAACCAGCAGGAUCUUCAGGAACGAAGCAGCCAGGUCUCAUUCAUGGGAGAGAUAUACUCGAAUGCGGAGCUAGUUCUCGCUUGGCUGGGCGAGGAAGAUGAAGAUACGAGACCAGCCUUCGAGCUUAUGAAGAUAUGGACGAAGGAUUUGGAUGAGUCGGUUCAGAACGCUCGAAAUUUAACGACAACUUACCAUAACGAGCAUCGGGAAACCCUCCAGCUCUACGCUAAUAAACUCUAUGAGAGAGCUGUCAAUGACCCUACCUAUAUGCAGAAGUUAUUCGAUGACGAGCGGUUUCCAUCCAUCCGAGCGGUUUUUGACAAACCGUACUGGAAGCGGGUCUGGGUUCAACAAGAGCUUUUCCUUGCCCCUCUGGCUAUUCUUUUGUGUGGUGAUCAACAGAUCUCGUUGAAUACGUUGUUUACUUUCGUGAGAACACGGACAAGUAUUUUCUACAACUUCUUAGAUCAAGGACAACUAGACACGAUCCCUCCAUUGCAAAGGGAUCUCGGCGUCCCAGUGAUCGCACAACUGAUCGUAGCGCCCAGAGGGAAUAUACAAGACUUACUUCAUACUACACGAUCAUGUAAAUCAUCAGAUCCCCGGGACAAAUUAUACGGCAUGCUAGGAUUGCACAUCGAGCAAGGGAUCUGUAUCAAGAUAGACUACCAGAAGUCCGUGGAAAGAGUCUACGCAGAGCUCGUACAUGUGCUGGCUGCAUCUACCGGCUACCUCUUCGUCGACGGCUCCAACGGCAUCGGUGUGUUCAGGAUGGAGGCCGUCCCUGAAGCUCUUCCCUCAUGGGUGCCUGACCUCACAGAAGACAGCGGGUCUAUAGCAAAAGUUCUGGGUGUGGGCGAAGGAUGGACCGGAGCUGUAGGGAACAAGAGAGCUGAAAUACACGAUUCCGGGAGUUUGGCCAUUCUGAAGGCGUCUGGUCUACUACUCGAUCGUACGUCAACUACUACCGCCAUAACCGGAGGCUAUAAUUUCGACACAAAGUCCUUUGAUUCCAUGUGGAACGUUGCUUUAUACAGGACCUUACUCCUGCUCGGGGAAAGAACCGCACUGGAAGACGAAAACAACGCACGCCUCGCAUUCGGCUUUAUGGCAUGCGUGGUUAACCGCUCGAGAUCGGGGCCUCACCCCAAGUUUUUAGCCUUCUGCGAACGUUUUGGACUACUACAUCUGCUCAAAGAAGAUUCUCCUCAUCUCGGUAUCCGCUACCUCGAGGCUACCGGGGAAGUUGACUAUCUAUCGGAGAGACUGGAACGGCGCAGCGAUGCCGAACGUCUGAUAUCUCCUACCGAAAGAGAGCUUUUAUCGGGAUUCUGGGGCAGUGAGGACAUUACACUAAGCACUCCUGAGCUGGAGUCGAAUAUUCUGAAUGCUGAUUUUCUAAUGAUAAGUUUUGAAGAGCGGGCGUGGAUAUGGAUGCACCACCAUUCUAUUUUCCUUACCAGUACAGGCUACGUAGGACUAGGUCCAUUUGGUAUCUGCGAAGGGGACCAAAUUUGCAUCUUACUUGGAGCCAAGCUCCCACUAGUCAUCCGCUCGGCCGGGGAUACCUAUCAGGUCGUCGGGCCGUGCUUCAUAUACGGCAUGAUGGAUGGGGAGAUGAUGGAGAAACUUGACAAAGGGGAACUUGCUCUCCAAGAGCUUACAUUCAAGUAA